CGGGAGAGAAGAGCUGGUGAUCACUGACGCUGACUCAGAGCCACUGGCCGGAGAAAGGAGCUUAAACAUCGUGGUAGGACGAUCGCUUCAUCUCCUCGAGUGACUCGUAAAACUGCUCAUGUGGCGGAGCAGGGCUACAGUCUGCUGCGCAAGAUGGAGAUCUGUGUUGCUGAGGCUGAGAAGAGGAGCGGCAAAAAUGCAGUGAACAUGCAGGAGAUGUUCACCGUGUACCUCAUCGAAACAAGGCCAAUGGAUGCAGUCGCUGAAGGUCGUAAUCCAGCCCCCGACUCUCUGUGGAGGAGAUACAGUGAAUUCGAGCUGCUGCGGAGCUACUUAAUUGUUACCUAUCCAUACAUUGUGAUACCUCCUCUGCCUGAGAAGAGGGCAGAGUUUGUGUGGCACAAGCUGACUGCAGACAACAUGGACCCAGACUUUGUGGAGCGCCGCAGGGUUGGGCUGGAGAACUUCCUAAUGCGUGUGGCGUCUCAUCAAGUCCUCUCCAAUGACAAGAUCCUUUACCACUUCCUCACUGAGGAGCAUGGCUGGAAAGAUUUGGUGUUUGAGACAGGCUUUCAGGCAAAGGCAGAUUCACGGCUAAGUGCUCUCAGUGCCACCUUCCGGGUGAGAAAUACAGAUAAACGCUUCAUGGAUAUGAAACACUACAGCGAUGAGUUGCAGUCCCACACAUCUCAGCUGCUCCGAGCCAGAGCAAGAGUUGCUGAUCGACUCUAUGGUGUUUUCAAAGUCCAUGGGAACUACGGCAGAGUCUUCAGUGAGUGGAGCGCCAUUGAGAAAGAAAUGGGAGAUGGACUGCAAAGUGCUGGUCAUCAUAUGGAUGCAUAUGCUGCCUCAAUAGAUGAUAUCUUAGAGGAAGAGGAACAUUAUGCAGACCAGCUGAAAGAAUAUCUCUUCUAUGCUGAAGCUCUGAGGGCAGUGUGCAGGAAACACGAGCUGACCCAGUUUGAGCUGGAGGUGUCCUCCCAGGACCUCAUCUCGAAGAAGCAACAACGUGAGGAGCUGGCUACAGGGGUAGUACGGACAUUCUCCUUCAAAGGAAUGACCAACAAGCUUUUUGGUCAAGAGGCGCCUGAGCAGAGGGAGGCCAGACUGAAGCUGCUAGAGGAGCUGAUAGCAGAGGGUGAAGACACAGUCAAGGACAAAACAGCCGAGUGCGAAGAGCAUGUCGAAAAGGCGUGGGUGGACAUGCAGCGUUUUGAGGAUCAGAAAGACAAAGAUCUGAGGGAAGCACUUAUCAACUACGCUGUCAUGCAAAUCAGCAUGUGCAAGAAGGGAAUACAAGUGUGGAGCAAUGCCAAAGAGUGUUUCCUCAAGAUGUGAAGUUGAAACCAUAUCCCAAGGUUAUCCUCCCUCAGUGUUGGGUGCAAAGUGUCCUCUGGUUGAGGUGUGUAAACCAUCACACCGAGACAUAAUGUCUCAUAAAAUGUGUCUGAAAAUAAGGUAAUCUCAAAUAACUGCAAAAACUUUUUGUAAGCAGUUAUCUUGAAAUAGUGAAUGUCUUGUGGAUUCAAAUGGCAAAGGGAAGUGAUUGAUCACACAGAGCAUUGGGGUUCACAUGUUUUUCUCUAACUUAAAUGGGCGCUUGAACAGUUUUACAUGAUAAAGUCAAGAACCAAGUUGUGUUAUUUCUACUGUACAUCAAAUGAUACAAGGAAUUCUUCUAUAAAGAGUUUGUGGCAAUUCCUUUUUUGUAAACAUUUAUUAAGUUAAAUCAGCCGGAAGCCCGCUGUUAGAUCCUAGUGUUCCCCUGUACAGGAGUUCCUGACCAGCUCUCCAUUUAAAGGGUCACAGUCUCAGGCCUCUCAGUCUCAAGAAAAUUACUCAAAGAGAUUCACUAAAACUUGUUUAAGCUGGUGGCGAGGAGACACACCUAGCUUCUAACUGUCUACGUCCAAGCGUCUCUGCUUCAACUGAAAUUCUGAAUAAUGGUUUUGUAUUUAGAUAGCGCUUUUCUAGUCUUGAUGACCACUCAAAGCGCUUUACAGUACAGUUUUACAUUCACCCAUUCACACACACAUUCAUACAGUUCAUCUAUCUGCAGCACUUUGUUAUUCUAUGGGGGGCCAUUCAGGGUUCAGCAUCUUUCCCAAGGACACUUCGGCAUGCAGAUGGGUGAGACUGGGGAUCGAACCGCCAACCUUCAGGUUGGAGGACCACCACUCUACCCCUCAGCCACAGCUGCCAUAAUCUUCUGAGAAAAGUUGUAUUUCAGUCACGUCUGUUAAGGGCAGCUCUCCUCUCAUAAUCUGAGCACAUAAAUUGCUAGGUAUUGUCAAGCCCCAAGGAUCUGUAUAAAAAUGCUUGGCUAGAGUAACCUUUAAGAAUCUGUAAGUUGUUAAAAAUCACCAAAGAAAUCCAUUUACCAUCAUACUGAGCAUUAAUUCAAUGUCCGCAACUUCUCUAUUAAUCAAUAUCUUUAUUGCAUUUGUUUUAGCAGGGGCAAAGCAUACAGCAUUAAUCAAAAUACAAUAUUAAAGUUAAAAGGUAAAAAGUAAAAAAUAUUAAAGAUAAAAACUUCAGCUAAUGUAAUUCAAUUGAGAGCAUGAUUUAAUUUGGCUCGGCCAAAGCCACCUCCCAUUUCCUACCAAAAGUCUGAAUUUAGUUGAAAACUCCAAACUAAGUCCAAAUUCCAAUAGUUCUGUAUCCACAGAAAGAAUUGUGUAAUCCCCAGCUCCGUUACAUCCUUACAUUUAUCGACACUACAUAAUAAACAUAGAUCUAAAACAGCUGUUUGCCCACACACAUGCAUUUAUAGAUCUAUCUUUCUCUAUAGAUAGAUAGAUAGAUCUAUAUAUGGUGGGGGACAGGGGCUCUCCUUUGCAGGUCAAUGAUAUUGUUCUGGGCUGUAAAAAGCGAGCAAAGGGACUUGAACUAAAUCCAACAAUAGUUUAUAUAUUUUUCUUUGGUUUGAAUAACAGGUGUGAAAGUGACCUGAGCCUCAUGCACAGAUCUAUGAAGGUAUCUCAAAGUUAUUAUAUGAUGCUAUUAAUUAAAAGCAUCUGGUCAUAUUUUAUGUGGCAGCCUUAAACUGGCUUUUGCUAUGAAAACAUGAAGUUAUAGUUUUAAAAACAUAAUGUGAAUGGCAUCGGGUGCUUACAUUUCUGUGUUAUAUGAAUAAAUCACAGAGCCGACAUGUUGAUCAUAUCCAUGUCGAGGGAGGUGGAUUGCACUGAUGUACAUUAAGCUGCGGUAGUCAGGAUACUCAUUCUGAGAUGAUAUUUAACUAAUGAGUUUUAUUGAAUUUUAUUUUCAUUUAUUGACAAACGUUUUGUUCUGUAUGUCUUACAUAUGUUACAGCAUUAUAUUUUGUAUUUCCUGUUGCAGAUGCUUCCCGCCAAUAAACUCGGAGGGUAUUUAUUGUCAUAUUUAAAUCUUUAAUGCUAAAUUUUGCAUUUAUUCUAUUUAUUUGAAUAAACAGACCAUUUUUUGUGAUGGUUAUGUUUUGUUUACCAGAAAUUGUCUGAUAUACUGUAGAUGUAUUCAAACUUAACACAUAAAUAUGUAAUAUACCAUUCGCUUACAGUUGUCAGAACAUCUGAAAAUGCUUUUUCUUUUUUUGGCCUUUUUGUUUGACCAAUUUUUGUGGUAUUUUUAUGUAUCUCCAAAUUUGCUUGGAUUUAGAAAGCAGCACAUAAAUACAUGUUGAGUUCCUCUGUAGUAGUAGAUUAAUGACUUAACAGAAAAUAAAUGUGGAAAUCAGCAGACUCUGUCUUCUCUGU
Messenger RNA from Limanda limanda (common dab), 3737 nucleotides. Its product is annotated as sorting nexin-4-like. NCBI's taxonomy places the organism in Eukaryota, Metazoa, Chordata, Actinopteri, Pleuronectiformes, Pleuronectidae. The record is from RefSeq and is a predicted model, not a curated record. Gene Ontology annotation, molecular function: phosphatidylinositol binding. Gene Ontology annotation, biological process: protein transport. The transcript has 14 exons. The coding region runs from base 154 to 1338 and encodes 394 amino acids.